Messenger RNA from Drepanopeziza brunnea f. sp. 'multigermtubi' MB_m1, 3606 nucleotides. The record is from RefSeq and is a predicted model, not a curated record. Lineage: Eukaryota; Fungi; Ascomycota; Leotiomycetes; Helotiales; Drepanopezizaceae.
AUGCCGGUCGCAACUAGUAGUAGUAGUAGUAGUAGUAGUAGUAGUAGUAGUAGUAGUAGCACGCGCUUACUACGUAAGUUGUUUGAAUGGACUACGUACGGUAGCUACGCGUCAGGCACUGGCACUAGCCCGGGACCAGAACCGCGGCCGCUGCUUUGGCUUGGCUUGGCAUUGGCAUUGGCAUUGGCAUUGGCAUUGGCAUUUACGGCGUUGGGAAGGGGAGGCCGCUUUUACGCUGGACGUGGACGAGGACCUGGACCUGGACCUGGACCUGGACGUGGAUGGCUGAGUGAGUCGAUAUCACGAUGGCCAUCAAUCCGCCUCGUCUCGAUCAUUAAUCAUCACGAGAAAGCUCCCCCUUCCUGCUUCCUCGCGGUGCUGACAGCAACAACGACUACCACGAUGGAUGCAGCGGGCGUCGAAGAAGGCUCGAAUAAGUACAGUACUACUACUACGCAACAGCAACAACAUCAACAUCAACAACAAGACAGCACAAGCAUCUGCCCGUCAUUAGAUAGCUCCGGAUCCCGAUUCCAUUCGAUUGGAGUCAGAGCACCCAAUCCAUUCCACUCCGGCCACGCUCCUUACCUCCCUCCGUCCGAAGUCGAGUCCUCUCUUCGCGACACUCCCAUACGCCAGCCGGUGUCCUAUUGUUUGGUCUUGGCGCUUUGGGAUUCUUCAAUCCCAUAUCCAGGCCCCUUGCGGAACGUCAGAUCCCGAGCGAUUGAAUCAAUCUCGCCGCCUUCGGAACACCAUACCCUACUCCCGAAACCCGAACCCGAACACAUAUCCCCAGCUUCAACCAUGGCCCCAUCUCUGCACAACCACUCCUCUUUCGUUCGUCCGCGGACGGGAGAUCGCGAGACUCGUCCCGGAACGCGCGACCAGACCGACAAUAAUUUGAUCAUCCCAAGCCGAACCUCUUCCCUACACUCCCGCAUCACUCAGCCCAUUCCCUCGUCACUCGCCGUCAAGCCCCAGCAGAGGACGCCGAAGACCCUCACGCAUGCCUACAUGGUAUGUGGUGUCGGGCGGGAGCCGUCGCAAUGGGUCAAGGCACCUGCACCAGCACAGGGAAAGAUAGGGCACAUGAAGGGAGCGGUGGGCCAGUUCUGGCUGCCGGAGAUCCUCGGGAGCAGCCCGAGAUUGGAACAGGAUAACGAGAUCGCGAGAGUGCUCCACGCGGCCAUGAGGGCCUGUUUCCCGCACGAUGUGGAAAUCUGCACUGGACGCAACCAGCCGCACUGUGUGCACCACUCCUUUGUUCUCCAGCAGGAUUCCUCCCACACGCUUUACGGUAUCGCGCUCCGCGUGUGGUCGCGUGCUGAUGACAAGCGAGCCGAGACCAUUCGAGACCUCCGAAAGAGGACCGAACCGGAUUUCUACGAUUCCCCCGAUGAGACGUACUGGAUCCCGUACUGCCUCUCUUUUCUCUCCCGGUACCCGCUGUACAACCUCUUGGGGGACUACCUCCGUGGUAUGUGGAUCCACUGGAACAAGGCCACGAACCUCUUCCACGCCGAGGAGGUUUCUCGCAUUCUCAGCUUCCCAGCCCCGAGGCUGAACGACCUGGUCCGCAUCGAUAUGAAAGACUACGCACUAUGCUACCAGUUUCCUUCCUCCCCCACUGGCUUCCAGAACUUCGCCAUGUGGCCCCUCUUCUCCUGCUUGUCGGUGCCCAACAUCGUUGGUGUGAUCGAGGCUGCACUGUCCCCUACGCGCCGCAUUGUGUUUGUCAGCCACUACCCAGCGAUGCUCACCACGGCAGCGGAGACGAUCCGAUACUGCGUUCGUGUGUACGAGUGGAGCGGUCUGUACGUCCCAGUGGUACACGCCAGGCACGCGAAGGAGCUGGUCCAGGAACCCGGUCCCUACAUCCUGGGCAUCACCGCGGAGUGCAGGUCCCUCUUCACCGCACCCACCGAUGCCUUGGUGGUUGAUCUGGACCGCAACUUCGUGCUGACCUCGAGCCCCCCCACGGCGCUGACCGCUGGUCAGCGAUCCAAGAUGGUCAACCGGCUGACCCAGGCCCUGAAUGGAGACGUCACGCCCUCUGGCGUACCGCAGCAUCUCCGAUCUGCCUACGGCGGCGGGAAGUUGGUUCCUGCUGGGCAGAUCAUUGUGAUGCGCGGGGAGGUGGAAUCCAUCCAGGACCCUGACUGGUGGAACCAGGACGCGAUCAUGGCUGUGAUGGACCACGUCUGCGAGAAGAUGGGGCGCAACACCGGAAUGAAGGCCGUCUUUGGGGGGGCCGUCAAGAAACCGCUCAUGACCAAGGUGUCCAUGAGGCACUUGAAUGAGAUUGUCCGUGAGAGGAACCAGUACUCCCGGGAUGCUCUCGAGGCCUGGCAAGAUUUUAUCAACCUAAAAGGUCGUAUGGAUACCGAGCUUGGCAAGGUCACUAAGCGAAACAACUUUCUCGUCGAAGAGCUCGAGAGCUGGAAGCAGCAGUUCCUCAAAUUCCAGGCGUUUGCGGAGCAACUUACCAAGGAGACUCAAGAUCUCAAGGUCAAGAUCGAAAAUCACAAGCGCGAGAACAGACGCCUCUCUGGCCUCAUUGACCAACAGAAGGAUGACGCAGCCCGUCUCACCGCCCGUCUUUCUGGGACCGAGAAGCAGCGUGACGACGCUCUCGAAGCCUUGGUUCUUCAGCAAGAGAUUGCCGAGGAGCUGGAGCGCGAGCGCAAGCGCAACAAGAAGGAGCUCAGUGCUCUACAACACACCAAUGUCACCAUUCUCCGUCAACGAGAUGAGGCACAGCGUGUGGUUCUGCACCUCCGCGCCCUGAUCAGUGGCCAGACACACCACAUGGAGCACAUCGUCCGAACGCUCGGCAAGAGUCCAGAGCUGGUCGAAUACAUCGAGCACGGUUUCGAGGAGGAGGAGGAGGCCGAUCUCCGGGACAUCGUUGAGGAAAGCAAGGUCGAUGAAAGCGGCGAGCUGUCAUCAGCGGAAUCCCGAUCUUCGUCGCGCGCCUACGGGAACGGCACCAGUGGUGACGACAUGACGCCCGGAAUGGAAGACCGUCUCCGCAAGGGUCUCCGAAACAGCAAGCGAUACAGCCAGAUGAGUAUCGUAGAUGUUGCCGAUCGCCACCUGAAGGACAAGACCGAUGCCAUCGCCCACAUUAUCCGGAACAUCAGCGAGCAAUGCGCGGCGGCGGUUGAGGGUCUCCAACUCGCCCACGAUGCCGAGGUCGAGGCUGAAGAGCUGGCGUUGAAGGAAGCUCGCGGUCAGCACCGUUCGAGUAACCUCUCCACCCUCUCAGCUAGCGACGACGGACACUCCAACGGAGGAUCCGACACCGGCGAGGAAAGUAGCCGGCAACGGUCCUUUCUCCGGACGUCGAGUAUCCCUCCAACCCCGGACCUCAUCCACAACCGGUCCAGCACCUCUAUGUCGAUUGCAAGCACAGCGACCACCCCGGAACGGGGCAGCCAGCAAUACACCAUCGGAACGGACAUCCCCACAAAGAUUGUCGAGGAUAGUGACGAGGAGCUUCGGGGAAGGAGCGGAGAUGAGCGCAGUGGGUCCGAGUACGCAGGGAAGCCGAAUAUGAUGCGCAGACCUGCUGGUGUCCGGUUGAGCGCUCUGGGUGGCCAGUAA